AUGUAUAACAGAUAUACUUUUCGAGUGAAUAAUCUUGAUUCAAACAACUCUUCUACCAGUCCCCGCUUGCAGCUGCGGAACCAUUCCCCUGGCCGGUUAGCAAAGCGCCAAGCACAGAGAGGAAUCGAAGACGAUAAUUUCUUUGGAGACUCGUCAAUCGCGUCCUUCUUGAGGCAGAUUCAGGAUUCUGCAGCUGCACAGUCAUUCUCUGCGGCCCCAACACCCAAAGCAGUUGAUCUGCCACCACGAGAAUUAGCGGACUACCUCCUAGAUUGCUACUAUGAGAAAAUUCACACUCUAUAUCCGUUUUUCCACAGGCCUGCCUUUGCUCGCGCAUACAGUGCUUUAUGGGCGCCCGGGCCUACAACGGAUGCGAAUGACUUUGGAAAACGAAUCGGCUUAGGAGACCCAAGUGUGCCCUGGCCGAUAUUUCACGCCGGGCUGAACAUUAUCCUAGCACUGGGUUGCCAAUUCUCCUCAUUGGACAGAAUGACGCGUGAAGCCACCGCGGAUGCUUUCUUCCAGCGCUCCCAGAGGUUCUUAAAUGGCAUCUCCAUGGAUAAAGGGAGUUUGGCUCUUGUCCAGACACUUUUACUGAUGUCGUCUUAUCUGCAAGGAAGCGAAUCCCCGGCACGGUGCUGGAAUACCAUUGGCUUUGCAUGCAGAAUGGCGCAAGCACUCGGAAUGCAUUCCUUGAGUUCGGAUAGAUUUCGAUCGACGGCGGAGAUCCAAGUCAGAAGACGCGUGUGGCAUGGGUGUAUCAUGUUGGAUCUGUAA
Messenger RNA from Aspergillus japonicus CBS 114.51, 777 nucleotides. RefSeq names its product fungal specific transcription factor domain-containing protein. Gene Ontology annotation, molecular function: zinc ion binding; DNA-binding transcription factor activity, RNA polymerase II-specific; RNA polymerase II cis-regulatory region sequence-specific DNA binding. NCBI's taxonomy places the organism in Eukaryota, Fungi, Ascomycota, Eurotiomycetes, Eurotiales, Aspergillaceae. The transcript has 3 exons. The record is from RefSeq and is a predicted model, not a curated record. The coding region runs from base 1 to 777 and encodes 258 amino acids. Gene Ontology annotation, cellular component: nucleus. Gene Ontology annotation, biological process: DNA-templated transcription; positive regulation of transcription from RNA polymerase II promoter by galactose.